CGACCAACGCGGUCACAUCAAGUGAUUCUUUUUUGAGGCAAUUUUCCGUAACUUAAAUUUAUUUUGUGUAGCUAAGUGUUGAUCCUUUUUUGUUUUCGAUAAGUGAAUAUCCCGACCGUAGAAUAUGAGGUCGUUAACAGUUUUGACUAUAUUUGUCACAUUAAAUGUAGUCAUUUGUGAUCCAACAUUUUGGAAGAAAAGUUUAGAUCAUCAACCGAAAGGAGUGUGGCAGAAAAAGCUUGUGUGGAAGGAAGAAUGGGUGAAGGACUUUAAAGUCGAAAAACAGGAAAUAUGGAAAACUGAGCACAAAAAGGUCCAAGUACCAGUUUGGAAAACUAUUGAAGUUCCAAUUUGGCGCGAAGUCAAAGUACCCGAUUGGAAAGUGAUCAAGAAACCACAUGUUAUCGAGAAGGAAAUUCCAGCAUGGAAAGAGGAGAAGGUUGCUGACUGGAAAAAGAUCACUAAGCCGAUUUGGGUUCCCCAUCAAGUAGCCGUGUGGAAAGAGAUUCAAGUGCCUUAUUGGACUUCUGUUAAUGUACCCGUAUGGACAGAAGUUGAUGUUCCAGUAUGGAAAGAAGUGAAAGUUCCAGUGUGGCGCGAACAGAAGAAAGCAGUAUGGAAAGAGGUGAAAGUGCCAAUUUGGCGUGAAGUACAAAAACCAAUUUGGAAGGAGGUUCAAGUACCUUAUUGGAAAGAUGUUCAGGUUGAAGAUUGGAAGCAAAUUUGGGUACCAGCAUGGGUAAAAGAAGCCGUUCCCGGUGAGAAAUAUCUUGGCAAAGAUCAACAAGGAAAUGAAUAUACAGCACAUGAUGUAUGGAGGAAAAAGAUGAUCUGGAAGCCACAAUGGAAGAAAAUCUGGAAAACUAAGCAAGUUGAAGCAUUCAGAACUGAAAAGAAGCAAGAAUAUGUCACAGAAAAAGUUCAAGACUGGAAGGUCGAAAAGGUCCAAGAUUGGGUAGUUGAGAAAGUACAAGAUUUUGAGAUUAAGAAGGUACAAGAAUGGAAGAAAGACAAGAAAUUGGACUGGAAACAGGAGAAGAAAUUGAACUACAAGACAGAGAAGAAACAAGAAUGGAAAACAGAAAAGAAACUUGAAUGGAAAGACGAAUGGGUCCAAGUAUGGAAGCAAGUGAAGAAACAAGUCUGGGUCAAGCAAAAGACAGAAGUAUGGAAGGAAGAAAAGAUCCAAAUCUGGAGAACCGAGAAGAAGCAAGAAUGGGCAACAGAGAAGAAAUUAGUAUGGAAAGAUGAAGUCAAAGAAGAAAAAGUACCUGCCUGGGUAGAGAAAAAAGUACCAGUCUGGAAGAAAAUCUGGAAGCCAGUGUGGGAGAAGGUUUGGGUACCAACUGAAAGUCAUGGCCAUGGAUGGGACUGAAGAUGAGCAGUCACCAAAAAAAAAAAAUUAAAAUUAUACAAGAAACGAUUAUUAGCUAAAUUAGGAUUUUAAAGGAUUUCAGCCUAAAGAAGAGCGUUCAAUAAGUUAUUUUGGAGAAUGUCUAUCAAAUGCAUUAUUAGGUGAUAAAUCGCAACGAAAUUCAUGAACGCUGAACGGAGAAAAAAAUAACAAAAAAAAAAAAAUAUAGUCGUUAAGUUUAAGAUCUCGCCUACAAUCUAUCCUAUCAUCAUUUACUGGCUAAUACUCACACAUUUUUUUGUACUUUUGUAAAUACACUUGUUCUUCAUGCUUAUCAAAUCAGGUAGUCAUUUAUUGAAAAAAAAAAAUAAUUUUUCCAUACUUCCUUCAUGCAUUUAUUCUUACCGUAGUGUUGAGGAAAACUAAAAUUAACGAGAAAGUGUGUUUAAGCACAUCUUCCUCAUUUGUUGAUGUGGUGUCAAAAUAUUUUUAUAUUAAUUUGUAUUAUAAAAUCUUCAUUUCUUCCAAAUGAUUACAAAAUCCAAGAGUGGAGUAAUUUUUGAGAGACUUUAUGAAUGGGAAAGAUAAAAAAAUUGUUUUGUUAUUUCUCUUUUGUAUCGUUGUUCAUUUAAAAUAAUUUUUCUGUUUUUUGUGAAUGAAAGAAUGAGGAAAAAAAUAAGAAAUAAAAACAGCGAGUCAAAAAUA
This is a messenger RNA of Chironomus riparius, 2059 nucleotides long. Lineage: Eukaryota; Metazoa; Arthropoda; Insecta; Diptera; Chironomidae. The record is from the annotation of a GenBank genome assembly.